This is a messenger RNA of Pararge aegeria (speckled wood butterfly), 3021 nucleotides long. It is a transcript of the gene eEF2, whose product is annotated as translation elongation factor 2-like. NCBI's taxonomy places the organism in Eukaryota, Metazoa, Arthropoda, Insecta, Lepidoptera, Nymphalidae. The transcript has 15 exons. The coding region runs from base 39 to 2600 and encodes 853 amino acids. The record is from RefSeq and is a predicted model, not a curated record. Gene Ontology annotation, molecular function: ribosome binding; GTP binding; GTPase activity. Gene Ontology annotation, biological process: translational elongation. Gene Ontology annotation, cellular component: ribonucleoprotein complex; cytosol.
CGAACCAAUGCCAUAGUCUGAUUUUUCUGCAGCGGUACAUGGUUUUGAGAGUUUGCAACACUAGGAAGGCGAAUUUUACUGUAGACGAGAUUCGUGGGAUGAUGGACAAGAAGCGGAACAUCCGCAACGUGUCCGUGAUCGGUCACGUUGACCAGGGAAAAUCCACCCUGACGGACUCGCUUGUCUCUAAAGCCGGUAUCAUCGCCAACGCGAGAGCCGGCGAGACUCGGUACACCGACACCCGUAAAGACGAACAGGAAAGAUGUAUGACCAUUAAAUCCACUGCCAUUUCUAUGAAGUUUGAACUGGAAGAAAAAGAUUUAGUGCUCAUCACAAACUCAGACCAGCGUGAGGAAAGUGAAGACAGAUUCUUGAUCAACCUGAUUGAUUCACCUGGGCAUGUUGACUUUACCUCUGAGGUGACAGCAGCUCUGAGGGUCACUGAUGGAGCUCUUGUGGUGGUGGAUUGUGUUUUGGGUGUAUGUCUGCAAACUGAGAUAGUGUUGCGUAAGGCCAUAGCUGAGCGUGUUAAACCCAUCCUGUUCCUGAACAAGUUGGACAGUUUGUUACUUGAAUUCCAAGUGGAGUCUGAAGAGUUGUACCAAACCUUCCACCGUAUUGUGGAGAACUUCAAUGCACUCAUUGCCACAUAUGCUGAUGAUAGCUGCCCCAUGGGUGAGGUACGCGUGGACCCCAGCAAGGGUUCCGUAGGCUUCGGCUCCGCGCUCCACGGGUGGGCGUUCACCCUCAAGCAGUUCGCCGAGAUGUACGCCGACAAGUUCAAGAUUGAUCUUGUCAAGCUCAUGAACAGACUCUGGGGUGACAACUUCUACAAUGACACGACCAAGGAGUGGGCGAAGCAGAAGGACGAUGGAAACAAGCGCUCGUUCUGCAUGUACGUGUUGGACCCCAUCUACAAGGUGUUCGAUGCGAUCAUGAACUUCCGCAAGGAGGAAAUCAGCACCCUGCUGACGAAGAUUGGCGUCCCCAUCAAGCCCGAGGAUGCGGACAAGGAUGGAAAGGAAUUGCUUAAAGUAGUGAUGCGAUCCUGGUUGCCCGCCGGCGAGGCUCUGCUGCAGAUGAUUGCCAUCCACCUGCCGUCCCCCGUGGUGGCGCAGAAGUACCGUAUGGAGAUGCUGUACGAAGGACCCCACGACGACGAAGCCGCUAUUGGAAUCAAGACCUGUGAUCCCGAAGCACCACUGAUGAUGUACGUGAGCAAGAUGGUACCGACCUCCGAUAAGGGUCGUUUCUACGCCUUCGGACGAGUGUUCUCCGGCAAGGUGAUCACUGGACAACGGGUUCGCGUCCUGGGCCCAAACUACCAGUGCGACAAGAAAGAGGAUCUGUACGAGGAGACCAUCGAGGGUGCAAUCGUGAUGAUGGGUCGUUACGUAGAGGCUAUUGCAGAAGUGCCGUCCGGUAACAUCUGCGGGCUGGUCGGCGUCGACCAGUUCCUCGUCAAGACCGGCACCAUCACCACUUUCAAGAACGCGCACAACAUGAAGGGAAUGAAGUUUAGCGUGUCGCCUAUCGUUCGCGUUGUCGUAGAGCCCAAGGACCCCGAAGACCUGCCCCAGUUGGUCGAGGGGCUAAAGCGACUCGCCAAGUCCGACCCCACGGUGCAGUGCAUCGACGAGGAGUCUGGAGGACACAUCGUCGCCGGCGCAGGAGAGUUACAUCUCGAGAUCUGCCUCAAGGAUUUAGAAGAGGACUACGCGUGCGUUCCUAUUAAGAAAUCUGACCCCGCAGUGUCAUACCGUGAGACGGUAGCCUAUACGUCCGAACAGAUGUGCCAGUCAAAGUCCUCCAAUAACCACAACUGUCUGUUCAUGAAAGCGACGCCCAUGCCCAUCAGUCUAGUAACGGACAUAGAUGAUGAUAAAGUUAAUCCACGUGACGACCUCGAAACACGUGCCCGUUAUUUGGAAGAGAAAUACGAGUAUGACGUGACCGAAGCGCGUGAGAUCUGGUGCUUCGGUCCCGAGGGCACCGGCCCCAACAUCCUGGUGGACUGCUCCAAGGGAGUGCAGUACCUCAACGAGAUCAAGGACUCUGUGGUAGCAGGCUUCCAGUGGGCGGCCAAGGAGGGUGUCAUGGCUGAGGAGAACUUGAGAGGCGUGCGGUUUAACAUCUUUGAUGUUACGCUGCAUACAGACGCUAUCCACAGAGGUGGUGAUCAAAUCAUUCCGGCAACUAGAAGAUGUCUAUGCGCAUGUCUGCUGACGGCCGGACCCAGGCUCUUGGAGCCUCUGUAUCACUGUGAGAUUCAGUGUCCCGAGGAUAUCGUGGGAGCUAUAUACGGCGUGAUGACCAGACGGCGUGGAUACGUGUCCAAGGAGACCCCGGUGGCGGGAACCCCUAUCGUCGUUGUGAGUGCGUACCUGCCCGUGGUCGACUCCUUCGGCUUUGUGGAUGAAUUGCUCUGCAACACCGGAGGCCGGGCAUCCGCGCAGUGCGUGUUCGACCGUUGGCAGAACCUGCCCGGAGACCCGUCUGAGCCUGGGUGCUGGCCCUACAACGUCGUUAUGGAUGUUAGAAAACGGAAAGGACUAAAGGAAGUUUUCCCAGAUUUAACUGAAUACUUAGACGAGUUGUGAACGGCGGCAUAGCUAAUGCAAUUUACACGUAUCUAAAAGCUUGCCUCACGCAUUAUUUGCAUUUGGUUCGAAGAUUUUACAUUUAUUUUCGCGUCGCUUUUUAUUAGCGGGAGAAAUCAAAUAUAAUAUUUAAAUAUUUAACAAGAUGUAUUAUUGUUUAUCACCUGUGAUAAAAUUGCUGUAAUCAAGCAAAUGUAUUAUGGUUUUUUGUAAUAUAAGUUUUACUACGACAUUAUCUACUAGAAUUAUCUAAAUGCAGCGCAAAACAAAUUUUUUCGAAUAAGCGGGUAGUUACACAAAUAAUAAGAAGCAAAAACAUAAGACCCUAAAACAAAGAAUAUUGUUUAUUUGUUAAGUAGAUUUUGCAUUUUUUCCUGUAAAUAAACAUAAAUUUGGAUUCUUUUGCUUCAGGUGGCAGUUU